This is a messenger RNA of Siniperca chuatsi (mandarin fish), 3374 nucleotides long. RefSeq names its product transmembrane protein 211. The record is from RefSeq and is a predicted model, not a curated record. Gene Ontology annotation, cellular component: membrane. Bases 450 to 1166 code for a protein of 238 amino acids. Lineage: Eukaryota; Metazoa; Chordata; Actinopteri; Centrarchiformes; Sinipercidae. The transcript is spliced from 3 exons.
CGUUGUCCAGACUCACUCUUUCUGAAACGCAAAGUGCGGCGCUGUCCAUGUUGAGGCAGAGCAAGUGCCUUGAGGGGAGCAGUGGAGACCAGCGGCUCCAGGACGUGUUUGUGUUUGUGGCUCUAAAUCACACUGCUCCUCCACCUGCUUUGGUAUGACAACUGCGCAUCCAGUUUUGGGCGUGACAAACAUCUUGUGUCAGAUUUGGGCAUUUUUCCAGGCUGAGUGGAGGUGCGGAUGACUUGACUUUGUUGUAUCACCAUCACUCCUCCUGCUGAUGUGUUUUGGACGUUUUCUUAGUGGUUUGUCCGUCCAGACCAGAUGUUCUGGACACGGACACACACACAUAGUCGGGGCUGCCGCUGCGGAUGUCCAGUGAUUUAUUUGCUGAUGUAGUGCUGGUCAGGGGGCUGAAGUUGAAGUCUUGCUCUUGAAGGUGUGAGCUCCAAAUGCAUUCGCUCCUGGGCCGGGAGAAGAAAGAAGAAGAAGCCGGGUUUGGGAUCGAGCUGGGUCUGUCUCCGGGCUUUCUGCCCCAAGCUGCCACCAUGUUCAGCUGUGUGGGCUGCUUCUGGGUGCUCCUCUCCUCCGCUCUGGUCGCCGUCUGCAGUUUCAGCUUCAUAUCUCCUGCCUGGAUUGUUAAGGACCAGCUGAGGAACAGUCACCACCAUCACAGCAACAACAAGGACUCCGUGAGCUUCGGCUUGCUGUGGCACUGCUCGGAGUCUCUGGAUCACAUGUACCGAUGCUACACCUUCGGGGGACUGGGCAAAUUCGCAGAGAUCCCCUCCAGCUCCUGGCAGACCAGUGUGGUGCUUUGUUCAGGAGGCUGUGCUCUGCUGGCUGUCAGCUCCCUGUUGGCCAUCAUCACCAUCUUCCUGCCCAGUGGAGGAUGUGAGAGGAGGAUCUGCACCCUGGCCGGAUACAUGCAGAUGGCUGCAGUGUUCAUCAUGGCUGCUGGACUGCUGGUCUACCCCUUCGGCCUAAACUCCUCACUGGUCAGGUCCUUCUGUGGGAACUCUGACAUCUACUACGCUGGCGAGUGCCAGAUCGGCUGGGGCUACAUGCUGGCUAUUGUCGGAGUCAUGCUCACCGUCUUCUUACCCUUUUUUGCCAAAUAUGCGCCGAAGGAGCAGCUGUCCCCCACUCCUUUGCCCACACUGUUAUAGUGCAUUGAUACGAUGUCUUGUUUUUUCCCUCCUGACCACUCUCUCUAACCUGGGCUUGAUGUCAUGGAGACACACCUGCAUCCCAUUUUUAAAGGCGAUGCUGUUUGGGAAGCCCCACUCAGUGAUAACUGAAGCUGACACUCAACAACAAACACUGUCUUCCUGCAUCUGUUAUGUAAUUAAUUCAAAUUCAGUUAAUUUAAAUGGAAUGUUUUAUGUUACAAAAAUACUCUGUAGUUAUGAUUCAUUUGAGGGUAAAAAUUCUGAGUUUUCUGAAGUUUGACUUAUCUGUUUUCUUUAUGUCAGUUCUGGAGAUGAUGCAGUCAGAAAAUGCAAAGACCUAAUUUCACAUGAUUUAAGAAAAUGACCACAAACAUAACAAGUACUUUCUAAAAAUGUAAGUGUUUUUUCCCCUUCCUUUCUUACAUGGGUAACAGUCAACAUGUAUAACAUUCCAAAACAGACUGGAAGUUGGCUGCAUAAAGAGAAUGGAAGCAUGAGAUUGUGUGGCAAUAUGACUCGUCCAAUCAAAUAAUGUUUCAGUUAGAGGUUUUGAAGAACAUUCAACUCAAUGAGAGCCCCUUUGAACGGUCGAAGAUUGAGAAUAUGCGUCUCAACUCUUAAGGAGUUGCAUCUAUUGUUUUGUGCUGAAGCAUUUGAACUGUACAUAUGGUCUGGAUUUAACAGAGCUGAUGUUUGAGGUUUUAAAAUACCACAUUGAAAGGAGAACGCUUUGAACGAUUUUUGCUCUCCAGACUUUUUCUGCCUUCCAGUCUUGUGACCAGGCAGUGAACUAGAGGGAGUCAAGAAGACAUUUUAGCUUUCAAAGACAGUGCAUUUAGUAACUGUCACAAAGAAAAGGACAGCAUCAGACCUGCCGAGAGGACAAAUGGAAAUCUCUCCUCAUAACAAGGAAAUAAAUCAUACUAAGUUGUGGUUUCAGUGCAGUUGUAUGUUGGGAUAUUGCAUCCUUUUGUUAACGUUUUCCCCAGAAUUGUUUGUGUAAUGUAACUUGCUUGUUAAACAUAAGCAAUUUUUUUUUUCUGUCUAAAACACACAAUACAAAACACUCUAAUUCAGGAAAAAAAGAUUGCAAAAGGCAGGGAGAUGUAGGAAUUUUGUCAAAAAUGCAUGAUAAGAUGGGCUUUGUUAAUGGUAGAACAAUUGAUCUAGAUUUUAAAUGUGAUUUGACCAACUUGUGCCUUUUAACAUAACCAAGACAAGUGUUUAAUACAAUUAUCAGGUUAUCAUCUUUUCUGCUGAAAAACUGUGGAUCCUGUUGUGAUGUGUUUUUUUUCUCUAUUAUAUUUUUUCCUCUCAGAGGUAAAGGGUUUCUCCUGUACUUGAUACAGUAUGAUCUCAUUAACUUGAGAAAAUGUUCUGGAGGAUAAAAAAAGAUGAUGUCUUCUAAUCCUUGGAGGUAAUGGCAGAGAGAAGGAAAAAAAGAAAAAGCAGUAUACUUGUGUUCAAUUUUGCCCUGAGACAUUUUUGCCAAUUAUCUAGAAAUGGUAACUUGAAUUGCUAUAUUAAAAGGUUGUGACAUGCAGCUAACAGAUUAAUUCCUGGCAUCCUUGCCUUAUGUAAUAUAGAAAUUGAGUGGUAGAGGAGGGAGCUGUACAAAUUGAACUUCGUCUUUGGUUAUCUGUGCUGAGCUGACACAUUAUUCACAUUAUGUGUAAAAUGUGGCUUAGAAUAAUUAGCUCCUCAAAUAAGCUAAUGCUACUGCUGAUGUGUUUUUGUCAACCCACUCCUUUUAAGUGCUGGCACCAUUCCUGUCAUGUUCCAAGGACAAAAUGUCUACUUCUCCACUUACUGUCCCUGUACACUGCCAAUUUCAUCAAGCUAGACUCCCUUUCCUAGUGGGUGUUUAUGUGCGUAUUAGUGUUAAAUAAUGGGUUGCAUUUUGCUAAUGGGUUAAUCUUUAGAUAUUUCCCAAAUUUGGGUUCCCAUAAUGACAUGUCGUGACAUUAAGAAAAUUACUGUGAUUAUGUUGCCAUAUUUGGAAGGUCAGGAGUUGGUAUUGUAUUGGACCUCAUACUGUGCUUGACUGUGGGAAUGACUAGCGUGACUGCACUGGACUUGUUCCCAAAUUUGUUGACCCAUUGUGUGUAAAGUCUCAGCACUGGUGAAACUGUUUUGGUAGAGUAGAAUUAUUGUUUUUUCCAUUGUGAUGUUUGACUGUAAAUAAACUAACUGUACUUGAUAUCA